GAAAAAAGAAAAAAAUAGUUACAAGAUGGCGACCAACAACUGCCCGAACACUGGAAAACAAUAGAGACAGCGCAGUGGGGCAGAGUUUACUCCUCUACCGCUCGCUUUCUCGUCCUCUCGUCGAGCUAACCCGGCGGACAGCAGUCGGCUGUGUGUACUUCAAGACUUUUAAAGCGCAUUGGGAAGAAAAGAGAGAGAAAAGCAUCUGUUCUCAUUGUCCCCUGGAAUGAUGCUGGAUCAGGUGGUGCUGUUAGCAGCGGUCACAGUGCUGGGAUUGCUGGAACAAGCAUACUUCUCUCUGAAGGUGAUCUACGCGCGGAGAAAGUACUCGGUUUCGCCGCCCGCCAUUACCGGACCGCCGGAGUUCGAGCGGAUCUUUCGAGCCCAAGCGAACUGUUCGGAGUAUUUCCCCAUUUUCGUCUUCUCACUUUGGCUGGCUGGAGUUUUCUUCAGUCAAGCACUGGCAGUGUUCUUCGGGAUCCUGUAUCUUUACGGCCGGUAUCUGUACUUCCACGGCUAUGCGGAGUCCUCUCAGGGCAGGCUGGAGCCGCUGUACUUCAGUGCUAAGAUGCAGUGGGUUCUGAUCGCUCUGUCCGGGCUGGGCGUCAUCUGCACCAUCACACAGGCCUAUCUGGGGCUGGACCUGCUGCUCUCCUUCACUCAUGUGCUGGGCCUGACCGAACACACAUGAGAAACAAGCAGGAGUUCAGGGUUUCCUUCAGAAGUUGUUCAAUGAUUUACAUGCAGUCAGAAUUAGUUUAUAUAUCAUUACAUUUAUGUAUCAAAUAUAGGAUGUUAAUUAGAGGACAAUCUUUUUGCAUCCUAAAUACAAUUCAACAUUUCUUUCUCUUCUUUUUCUUUUUUUUUGGUAUAAUUUUACAAAAAUUACAAUUUAACCAGAAAUGACGCACAAUAAAAAUAUUCUGAUAUUUUUGAUAAAUAAAAUAUUCUGAUACUUUCUGAUAUUUA
Messenger RNA from Megalobrama amblycephala (Wuchang bream), 969 nucleotides. It is a transcript of the gene ltc4s, whose product is annotated as leukotriene C4 synthase. Gene Ontology annotation, biological process: leukotriene biosynthetic process. The transcript has 6 exons. Gene Ontology annotation, molecular function: enzyme activator activity; leukotriene-C4 synthase activity; glutathione peroxidase activity. Bases 227 to 691 code for a protein of 154 amino acids. Gene Ontology annotation, cellular component: endoplasmic reticulum; membrane; nuclear envelope. The record is from RefSeq and is a predicted model, not a curated record. NCBI's taxonomy places the organism in Eukaryota, Metazoa, Chordata, Actinopteri, Cypriniformes, Xenocyprididae.